Molecule: messenger RNA, 749 nt
Organism: Eruca vesicaria subsp. sativa (arugula)
Lineage: Eukaryota; Viridiplantae; Streptophyta; Magnoliopsida; Brassicales; Brassicaceae
Source: the annotation of a GenBank genome assembly
CAAGCUUUUCUCUUUCGAUUUUCAGAAGCUGAGAGAUGUCGGCGUACGACAAUGUUAUUGGCGGGAAGCUGAAGCUGAAAGGGAAGGCUUUAGAUGUGAAAGCAGGUGGAGUCAAGAAGAAGAAGAAGAAGAAUAAAGAGAAGAAACAGGAAGAAGAAGCUCUUAAGAUUACUGAACAUGAACUCAUAGAAGGAGAAAACGCAGAAGCAUUGGGUAAAUUGAUUGAAGGAGAAGAUGAGGAGGAGGGUAGGAGUGAAAAGGAGGAUGGAAAAGUGCAGCCUGAUGAUGAUGAUGAUCUGUUAACGCCUGCAGAAAGAAGGUACAUAGAGCAGAAGCAGAGACUGGAUGUGCAGAAACUAGCAAAGGAAGCGAACAAGUCUCACCGUAACAGGAUUGAAGAUUUCAAUCAGUAUCUGGCUAACAUGAGUGAGCACUACGAUAUCCCUAAAGUUGGACCUGGUUAAAAUCUACUUGCUUCCUUGCCUCUCUCUGGUUAUUAUCAAUUUAGCAUUGUUAAACAACUACUGUUGUUGGAUCUCUCUCGUGUUAUCCCCAUAACCUUUUUUUUUAUUAUGUGACCUCUGCUCUUUUAAUGAUGGACACAUUUUCCUCGCUCUUCUUUCUGUAUCUCUCAGUUUUCAAACUUGUUCUAGUUUCUCAAUCACAAAACAAUCUUUGUCAAGAGCUGGAACAGACACGAGACACCCAAAGAGGUGUAUUUUUUAUGCACAUCGCUGAGACUGUGAAAU